AUCCUUCACUUUUGUAACCGAAUGUGUUGGGCCUCUCCCCAAGAGUUCAGUUAUGGGUUCCACUCGCUCAGAUGAUGGCUCUGCCACACACAAAGAACGCUUACGCUGGACACAACAACUCCAUGAUCUCUUUGUGGAGGCUGUAAAUAGGCUUGGUGGCCCUGAUAGGGCAACACCAAAGGGUAUAUUAAAGGUAAUGACGGCUAUGGACAUCUCAAAUUUGAACAUUUAUCAUGUCAAAAGCCACUUGCAGAAAUACAGGAUCUCCAAGUUGAUUCCAGAAUCCACCACAAGAGGAAAGAUUGAGAAGAGAGGUGUAUCACAUAUACUUCCAAAUUUCUGUUCUAUAUCUGCUCUUCAACUAAAGGAAGUCCUUCAAAUGCAAGCAGAGGUGCACAAACGAAUGAAUGCCAGAGUUGAGGUUCAGAAAAGCUUGAAGCUGAAAAUUGAAGCACAAGGAAAGUACCUAGAUAGAAUUGGACAGAGUAGUCAGAUCAAAACAAUUACAAGAAAAGCAUGCAAGUCUUUUGUGGGUAGAGCUAUACCUCUACCCUCUCUUUCUGAGGAAUCUGAAUCCUUAAAAACACAAUCCGAGGAAGAACAUCAAACAGCCAAAAAGAAAACGAUAACCGAUGAUGAUGAUGACAGUGUUUCUCCUGCAGAUUUUGAACUAGGAUCAUCAUCCACAAUCUCAGAAUUCUGCAACCAAACUUGGAAUCUUUCUUGGAGCCAGCUGGCUGAAGCAACAUGCCAAUCACCUUUGGUGUCCAGUUUCUUAUUAUAGGUUUUGUAUAAUUAGAAUAAAUGUUUGCCUAAUAAAACAGUUGAUGAUGUCCACAUCUUAUAUACAAUGUUUGUUUGAUCAUUUUUGGUCCUUCAAAGUAUUUUGAUAUAGACAUUUAUAAGUUGGAGGAUCAAGAAAUGAACAAUGUUUUGUAUAUAUUGUUGGAUGAAAAUAAAAGGUUCAACAGAAUCACA
Lathyrus oleraceus (garden pea) is the source of this 978-nucleotide messenger RNA. Its product is annotated as myb family transcription factor PHL7. Lineage: Eukaryota; Viridiplantae; Streptophyta; Magnoliopsida; Fabales; Fabaceae. The coding region runs from base 53 to 784 and encodes 243 amino acids. The record is from RefSeq and is a predicted model, not a curated record. Gene Ontology annotation, molecular function: DNA binding; DNA-binding transcription factor activity. The transcript has 6 exons.